Molecule: messenger RNA, 3695 nt
Organism: Vitis riparia (riverbank grape)
Lineage: Eukaryota; Viridiplantae; Streptophyta; Magnoliopsida; Vitales; Vitaceae
Product: protein tesmin/TSO1-like CXC 2
Exons: 12
Coding region: 104-3118 (1004 amino acids)
Molecular function (GO): DNA-binding transcription factor activity
Source: RefSeq, a predicted model, not a curated record
CAGGAAAAAAUGUGAGACAUUUUUGUCAUCUGUUUCAGGAGAUCAAGAAAGAGAGGAGGGAGAUAGAGGCUUUUAGGGAUUAGGGUUAGGGUUUGAUACUACUAUGGAUUCUCCUGAAACUGCUAAGACUACCACCUCCACAACCAAAUCCUCUUCACAAUCUCCCCCACUUCAAGUCACUGCAUUUCCUCCAAUUCCCCCUCCUGAAACUGCUGCAACCACCGCCACCACCGCCACUUCUUCAUCAAAAUCUCCUCCAGUUCAAGACUCCCCUUUCUCUACAUACGUUAGCAACCUGUCUCCUAUAAAACCUGUCAAGGCUGCACACGUUGCACAAGAAUUCCCAGGACUUUGUUCUCCUCCUCUUGUGUUUACAUCACCACGGAUCAAUCCGCAUCACGAAACAAGUUUUCUAAAAAGGACGCAAUGCCAUCAUGUACAGUUUUCAACAGACAACGGGAGAGGCAAGAAAGUGGCCGCUGUUUCAAAUAUUUCUGAUAAUGCAAAUGCCCAAUUGAACACUGGGUUGGUAGCUAAAGUUGAGAAAGAAUGUGAUAUUAAGGACUCUGUGCAAGACCAACCCUGCAGCUCCUCUGGGUGUGUUGAUGAAUACUUGGCUGAUACCAUGGAGGCAGACUCUGCAAUUUCUGCACAUUCAGCUGGUUCUUGUUUGAAUCAAUCUAAUGAUGCACUUCAAUCAUUACAAAGUGGUUUUACGGACUCAAACAAUACCACCGCAAGAUUUUUUGACAAAAAAAAUAUCAGUGUAGAUAAAAAGAGGGAAGUGGAUGCAUCUCCAGCUUUGUUAGAGCAAGCUGAAGAUGAACUUCAAGGAAAGUCAGCAUUCAAUGUUAAGCCAGUGCCAAUUGAUGGAAAGCAAAGAGGUGGUGAAAGGACAUCUACAGAAGUCCUAAAUGUAGAAUCUAAUUUGUCUGUGGACUAUGCUUCUGAACAGUUAUAUGAAAGUUCAGUGGCUCAGACUGCAGGAGGCAAUCAGGAUGAACCGGAUUGCACUCCCCAUUUGAUGCCCGAAGCAUUGCAGAUUGUACAGAUGGAUGAAAAUUGUGCUCAGCAAGCAGGAGAAAUCUCAAAUGGGCCUGUUGAGAACACAGUGCUGCAUGAUCCUGAGGCCAGUCAGCAGACUCAGCACCAACGUGGCAUGCUUAGACGGUGCCUUCAAUUUGGAGAGGCUCAACUGAAUAUAAUCACAAACAACCCUAGUUUUUCAUAUCCAACAAGUAUUGCAGCCAAUUCAAGAUUAAUUGCUACUCCUAGUGAUUCAGAGCUUCCAGAAUCCUCAUGUGUGGAUUUAACUACAACUUCCAGCAACAAGCAAUUGGCUUACUCACAACCAGUAACUACCAUGCUUCCUCCUCAAAACAGUGGAAACUCGUCCCUAGCAGGUUCCAAGCCAUCUGGUAUUGGCCUGCACUUAAAUAGCAUUGUCAAUGCUGUGCCCAUGGGUUUCAGUUCUACUACAAGCCUGAAAUUAGAAGAGAAAGAUUAUUCGAGUGCAUGGAGAAUGAGUGACUCAAUUCCGUCAAAUGUAAUAGAGAAUUCAGCUGGUACUGAAGAUAGGAGAAACGAAAAUAAGGCUUCAAUUGCAAUGAGUUCUGAUACUUCUCAGUCUUCCCAAGGUCUGGAACCAUCAAAGGAUCCUCUGCUGUUGAAGCCAAUUGAGCUUCAUGAGAUUCCAUGUGAUAAGAGAAAGUUUAACUCAGAGCAUAUGGACAGUCUUGAGGAAUUCAACCAACCAAGCCCAAAAAAGAGAAGAAAGAAGGCAUCAAGCACCAAUGAUGGCGACGGUUGCAAACGUUGCAAUUGUAAGAAGUCCAAAUGCUUGAAACUGUAUUGUGAUUGUUUUGCUGCCGGAAUCUAUUGCGCUGAAGGUUGUGCUUGCGUAGGAUGCUUCAACAGAGCUGAAUAUGAUGAUAGAGUUCUUGAGACACGGAAACAAAUUGAAUCUCGAAAUCCUCUCGCAUUUGCUCCGAAGAUUGUCCCACCUGUCAACGGGUCUCCAAUAAAUAGUGGGGAAGAUGGAAGGUCAACGCCAUCAUCAGCGAGGCACAAGAGAGGUUGCAAUUGCAAGAAGUCAAUGUGUUUGAAAAAAUACUGCGAGUGCUAUCAGGCUAAUGUUGGAUGUUCUGCUGGAUGCCGUUGUGAGGGUUGUAAAAAUGUCUAUGGCAGGAAGGAAGAAUAUGGUGCAUUCAAAGAAAUGAUGAGCAGAAGAGCCAAUGAUGAUAGAUUGGAAAGUUCUUUUGACAAGAAGCUGGAAAUGGUUGCAGGAAGGAGUGACUUCUUACGCCCUGAGCUUUGUAAUCCACAUAACAUGACACCCAUGACGCCAUCAUUUCAGUGCUCAGACCAUGGAAAUGAUGCAGCAAAAUUUCAAAUUCCUUCCAGAAGAUAUGCUCAAUCACCAGAAUCUGAUUUUUCCAUCUUAUCGUCUUAUGGAAAAUCCCCAGUAUCUCCAAAGAAUUCAGAUAGUCACAAUAUUCUCCCUGAACCAGGAAAAGAAAUUUGGGAUAUGGCUUGUUAUGAGCAUGAAUUUGAGUAUGGUAAUGCAGAAAAAGUAGAUCAAUUCACUCCAGGAUGUGACAGACUUUCUGAUGUGUGCCAUUUCACUUCAUUGCCAAGCUCUCUCCCAACAACAGCCAUGAAUCCUUCAGCUUCAUCCAAAACAAGUGGAUUGACAAAUGUCUCAAGAGGCCAAUUAUGUCCUGGAAGUGACCAUCUUGUGUCAGGUGGCUCCCUUCGUUGGCGUAGUUCACCAAUUCCACCAUCAACUCGGUUAGGUGAGACCAAAAUUUUCCAGGGACUUGAAUCUGACAAUGAGCUUUAUGACAUACUGGAAGAUGACACACCCACGAUACUGAAAGAUGCUUCUACUCCCACGAAGGCAGUAAAAGCAAGCUCCCCUAAGCAGAAACGGGUUUCUCCUCCAAAAAUUCAAUCGCAUGAGCGUGGGUCAUCCAGCUCCUUGGCAAUCUUGAAAAGUGGCCGGAAGUUCAUAUUGCAGGCUGUUCCUUCUUUCCCACCCCUCACCCCAUGCAUUGAUGCCAAAAGCAGCUCCCAUCAAAAUUCAAGUGAUCCUCAAGAUAGUACUAGCAAUAAGUAACUGGAAUACAUGGAAUUGGAUGUGAGUCCUGUUCAUGGAUUUGUCCUGCCUGUUUAGAAAGACUGCCCUUUGAGCUUUAUUAUUGAAGUAUAUGCUUAAUGUGGUUAGUUAACUGUCCUAGUUAUGGAUAUGGAUGCAAAAAUUGCCAUUUGCAGAACUCUAAGUUGCGGAUUGGAAGAUUGUGUCAGGAUUCCAAGUGACAACAAUUUGCAAGGAUUAAUGGGCAAAGAUGGAAAACGGAAUUUAGUCAGACUGCUGCUGCUCCUCAUUCAUGUUCUCUUUUUCUUCCUUUUUUUUUCCGCAUUUUUGAGCAUUUCUUUGUUGUUCAAUUGCAUGUUUCUAGUGUUUAGUCAAUUGGGAUCUAGGGAUUAUUGGAGGUUGCCUCCUAUUCGGUUGGGCAGAAAUAAGCAACUAGUCAAUGUUGAAUGGAGUUUUUAUGGAGGGGUGUUUGCUCCCGGUUUUAUUCCAGUUGGGCUGUUUUCUUAGCCCCAUUAUUGUACCCAACUUUGCUGUGCUGUUGUGAUUGCCAGCAUUAUCAAUAAACAAUGAUGCAGUUGUUACUGAAAUUUUCCUGGGA